AAGGAGAGAGAGAGAGAGGAAAAAAAAAAAGAAAGAAAGAAACCUAGAUCUCUAAAAUAAAAUAAAAACCAAACAGGUUCCUAUCAGUGAAGUGGAAAGGAGGGGGGCAGGGGAGGCUUGAGGGGGGUGCUGGGGAAGCAGCUGAGAGGCAGAGGAACACGGCUCAGGAGCGUCUCAGGGCUCUCGGAUCUGGGGACAGAAGUGAGAUUGGAGAAAGUAGAGCGAUGCCAAGGAGGAAACAGCAAGCACCCAAACGGGCUGCAGGUUAUGUCCAAGAGGAAGAUUUAAAGGAAGAGGAAGAUAUAAAGGAGGAGGAAGAAGAUGACGAUGACAACAACUCCACUGCCCAGCUGCAGGGCAGCAACGACACCGGCACGGAUGAGGAGCACGAAGUGGGUCCUGAGCAGAAAGGGAACUUCAGUUUCCAGAACUCCCCUGUCAGUCACAUUUCCAACCAGGACGCAGAGAACGAAUCACUGCUGAGUGACAGUAGUGACCAUGUGGCAGAUAUCAAAAACAUCUGCUCCAGGGAGCCCCAGGACCCCAAAAGCAGCUCCCACCCCAAAGCCCAGAGCGAAGCACAAGACUGCAUGGAUAAAAUGACAGCAGUCUAUGCCAACAUCCUGUCGGACUCUUACUGGACAGGCUUGGGGCUGGGUUUCAAGUUGUCCAACUCCGAAAAGAGGAGUUGCGACAACAGGAACGGAGGGAACAAAGCUGAUUUCGAUUGGCACCAAGAUGCACUGUCCAAAAGCUUGCAGCAGAAUUUACCUUCCAGGCCUGUCUCCAAGCCCAACCUGUUCAGCUCGGUGCAGCUCUACAGGCAGAGCAGCAAAAUGUGCGGGACUGUGUUCACGGGCGCCAGCCGGUUCCGCUGCCGGCAGUGCAGCGCUGCCUACGACACCCUGGUGGAACUCACGGUGCACAUGAACGAGACAGGGCACUACCAGGAUGACAACCACAAAAAGGACAAGCACAGACCUACCAGCUACUCCAAGCCCCGGAAAAGGGCGUUCCAGGACAUGGACAAGGAAGAUGCACAAAAAGUUCUGAAGUGUAUGUUCUGUGGUGACUCUUUUGAUUCCCUUCAAGAUCUGAGUGUUCAUAUGAUAAAAACAAAACAUUACCAAAAAGUGCCUUUGAAGGAGCCGGUACCAACCAUUUCUUCAAAAAUGGUCACUCCAGCCAAGAAACGUGUGUUUGAUGUGAACAGGCCUUGCUCCCCUGACUCCACGACGGGGUCUUUCUCUGACACCUUCUCUCCUCAGAAGAACACGAACCUGCAGCUCUCCUCCAACAACCGCUACGGGUACCAGAACGGGGCCAGCUACACCUGGCAGUUCGAGGCCUGCAAAUCCCAGAUUUUGAAGUGCAUGGAAUGUGGAAGCUCCCAUGAUACCUUGCAGCAGCUCACGACCCACAUGAUGGUCACUGGCCAUUUCUUGAAAGUCACGAGUUCAGCUUCAAAGAAAGGAAAGCAACUUGUUCUGGAUCCUUUAGCCGUGGAAAAAAUGCAAUCGCUGUCUGAGGCACCAGCCAGUGACAGCCCCGUUUCAAAAUCAACCAGUAAAUCAUCUGCAGAAUGCAUUGGUCCUGCCUCUGAACUUAAAAAAGAAAGUAAAAAAGAUAAAGCUGAUGAUGCAAACAAAGAUGAGAAAGCAAUGAAAACUGAGGAGUACGAAGACACUCUUCAGAAACCCCUGGAUCCCACAAUGAAAUACCAGUAUCUCCGAGAAGAAGAUUUAGAAGAUGGUUCAAAGGGCGGUGGGGACAUUUUGAAAUCCUUGGAGAACACUGUCACGACAGCCAUCAAUAAAGCUCAGAAUGGAGCUCCCAGCUGGAGUGCAUACCCCAGCAUCCACGCAGCUUACCAGCUCUCCGAGGGAGCCAAGCCGUCCCUGCCUGUGGGAUCCCAGGUGCUCCAAAUCCGGCCAACCAUGACCAAUAAAUUGAGGCCCAUAGCGCCCAAGUGGAAGGUGAUGCCUCUGGUCCCUAUCUCAGCAAACGUCAGCCAGUGCACUCAAGUGAAGAAGGAGGCUGAGGACAAGGAGGAGGUACAGAAGGACUAUGCUAAGGAGGGUGUCCAGGCUGAGCCAGCCUCGCUCAGCCAGAGUGAGAGGGAACCUCUCCUCAAAGCUGAAGCUUCUGCAGAGCCAAAAAAGAUAGAACCGUGUCCCCUGAAAGAAGAAGACAAAAUUAAAGAGGACAGUGGAAAAGAAAAGCCAGUCCUCAAGGAGGCACCAGCAGCUUCUCUCAGUAAUGGUUGUGCUGCUGCUGCCAGCCAUUCCUCGGAGCUGCCCUGUGUGAAUCCCCUGAGCGCGCUGCAGUCAGUCCUGAACAACCACCUGGGCAAAGCCACCGAGCCCUUACAGCCUCAAUCCAACUGCAGCCCCAGCUCUAGCACAAUUUCCAUAUUCCACAAACCCAACCUAAAUAUGAUGGAGAAGCCGGUUUUAUCUCCUGCUCCAACCCCACCAAAGCCUGCAAGCGUAUCCAGGCACUAUUUGUUUGAAAACAAUGAUCAGCCUAUUGACCUGACCAAAUCCAAAGGCAAGAAAGCUGAGUCAGCUCAAGCACAAUCUUGUACUUCUCCACCUCAAAAGCACGCUCUGUCUGACAUCGCCGACAUGGUCAAAGUUCUUCCCAAAGCUACCACACCAAAACCUGCUGCAUCCUCAAGGAUCCCAUCCAUGAAGUUGGAAAUCGAUGUCCGACGCUUCGAGGACGUCUCCACGGAGGUCUCCACUCUGCAUAAAAGGAAGGGCAGGCAGUCAAACUGGAACCCUCAGCAUCUGCUCAUUUUGCAAGCUCAGUUUGCUUCCAGCCUCUUCCAGACAUCUGAAGGUAAAUAUUUAUUAUCAGAUCUAGGCCCACAAGAGCGCAUGCAGAUUUCCAAAUUCACUGGACUGUCAAUGACCACCAUCAGCCACUGGUUGGCAAAUGUCAAGUAUCAACUUAGGAAAACCGGAGGAACAAAGUUUUUGAAAAACAUGGACAAAGGACAUCCAGUCUUUUAUUGCAGCGACUGUGCAUCUCAGUUCCGAACCCCCUCUACUUACAUUAGCCACUUAGAAUCCCACCUAGGUUUCCAAAUGAAAGACAUGAACAGGCUGGCUGUGGAGCAGCAAACCAAGGUAGAGCAAGAAAUCUCCAGAGUUUCAGUUCAAAGAUCUCCUGAAACAAUAGCUGGAGAAGAGGACACAGACUCUAAGUUCAAAUGUAAGUUGUGCUGUCGGACAUUUGCGAGCAAACAUGCAGUAAAACUUCAUCUAAGCAAAACACACAGCAAGUCACCAGAACACCAUUCACAAUUUGUAGCAGAAGUGGAUGAAGAAUAACUCUUAAGAGCAGACCUGAAUUGCCCAGGAUCACCAAAGGAGAGGCAGGCACCAGGAGUGUCCAGUGGCACGGGCAGGACAUCCCAUCCCUCCCCAGGGCUCUGAACUUGCAGUUCUGCUCAUGCAAGAGCUGAGCUCUCAGCAAAAUCUCUUUAUUAUUCAUCAUAAAGAAUCCCAGCUGUGGAAAGCAGCGCUGGGAGGAGAUGGGGACGGGCUCUGCCUCGCCCCAGUGUAAAUCAGGAGCCACUCCAGCGCUGAGUCCUGCUGUUGUCACUCGGCCAUCAGCUCAGGAUCAGCCCUUUACCUGCAGAGGAGGAGUGAAAUAUCUCACAGCUCUGUGGCCAGGGGCCUGCUGAGCUGCUCGCAGAGCUGCUGUCAGCAUGCCCAGGGCAGGAGCAUAUUUUUUCCUUGCUGUUGUACAUAAGGGCUCUGCUGCAGCCGACAACAUGAAAUGUGUUAGUUCGGUUUGUUCAAAAUGGAGUGUGUUUGUUAAGUGUUGCCUCUUUGAUGUUGUGCUGCCAUCUCCAUCUUUGUCAGCAUUGCCCAUCUUUUUCAAUCUAAUGAACUCAAACCAUCAGUGCAACUUAAGUUCGGCUGUCUGUUCUUGCAUAGUUAAUAUUAAAAAUGUACUAACAGUGUGGCUGCGAAAUCAAAUUAUGCACAUAAAUAUGCUGGCAUAGCAGAGGAGGCGGCAGAAGCUGAAGUUAGCAACAUUGAUGCCAGUUCACAUUUGCAAAUCAACCGUCAAUCUGUCAUUAAACAUGUUAUCAAAUGAUGAUAAGUGUAUGCUUCUUGCUUGCAUUGGCGCGCUUAUUCCCGAUGUUGAUGUGCAUUAAUGGGAUAAUGUGCAUUAACAUAGUCUUGCUUGGAUGAACACAAAACAUUUUUUAUCCGUCUCAGUUUGUUUCCCCCUGUGGCCCCCAAGUAAGUGUUUUGUGUUAUCAAAUUGCCAAAAAAUGGGAAAACACAUUACUUUUAAUUAGCAAAAAAAAUUUUGAGUCUUUUUUUUUUUUUCUUUUUAAAUUUAUUUUUAUAAU
Messenger RNA from Sturnus vulgaris (Common starling), 4375 nucleotides. The record is from RefSeq and is a predicted model, not a curated record. Lineage: Eukaryota; Metazoa; Chordata; Aves; Passeriformes; Sturnidae.